AUGUCACUUCUUCGUGUCACACAGUUUCUGACGGCGGAUGGCAAAGUGCAGAUCGAUGUGACGAACACCAGCGGACGGACACAGUACCCACCGUCGCAGGACCCACCGGACUCGCUGCAGCCAACCCGCAGUAAGCUCCAUCGUGCUCGUGCCAUCCCCGACCGCAAUGAGCCGUGCUCACUAAUCGUGUCGCUGCGCUCAUCGCACCCGCAAUUCUUCUAUUACCGGGGGCCGAAUCACAAGCAGCAGACCUUCUCCACGUCGGCCGCCUCACACCUGUACGCGCCGCCUCCAGGAAGCGCCGCCAACGCCGGAGGUGUUGGCAGUUGUGGAAACAACAACAAGCAUCAACGCGGUCCAUCUUCGCUGUGGGGUCCCAGAACUGUUGACCCGGUCAUCGAGGACGUGUCACGGCAGGCCUGGAAAGACUUUGGAUUUCCUCCCAUCGCGGCCCCGGCUGCGGAGACAGUGAAGUCAUCAGCAGCACCAGAUUCAACCUCGUCAGUGGUGAGCAAGAGCAGUAACGGAGGCGGCGGCGAUGAUCGGCCGCUCCUGGUGCGCGAAGAACUCGCGGACUGCGUCUUGCUACCCGGGGAGCGGCGCACCUUCUUGUUGGAAGUGGACACCCCGUCCGUCCUGCAGCGGCUCAUGGCGCCGCUCGUGCAGCAAAAAGCGCGCAUCACAUGCGUUCCAGCGCUGGGCGGGAAUGCAGUGGCGCAAGACUUCUACCCCCUGCCGGUCCUCCGCGGCUCGUCCACGCUGCUCGGCGGCCACAGCACGGACACCGGCAACAACCCGUGCCCGAGGACAGCGCGCACCGACGGCACGGAAGACGGCGCAGACAUUUCACUCAGCCAGCACACACCUCAUGCGACGGAGGUGUUCCACCCGAGUAGAUGUGACACUUCUAGCAUCGGCGGCGAGCCGAAUCCCACCUUGUUCCCGGCAGCCAGUCGCACUACCGCAAAAGACGCCAAGUCAGCUUUCGGUGACGGGCAGCAGCAGCAAACCCCGGGCAAGCGCAGCAAUGGCCCUCUCCAGUGCUCCGUAAGUAGAAGCGGCAGCAGCGAGAUUAGCGGCUGCGACAGCCACUCAUACGACUCUGUAGCCCAGCUGAACAAGACCCAGCACCCGACACGUCAGUGGACACUGCCGUGGGGCACCGACGACGAGGGUGACCGCAAAGGUGAAGCGGCAGGCCAGACACCAUCCAGGAACGGCCGGCGCAACCGACGAACAGGCGAGAAGCGUAGCAUGAGCGACGCUGAUGACGCCGAUGAACGCUCGCUGUCGCCACAGCCGCUCAGCAUCAUGAAGGACAGCAUGACCACCCGUGUGUCGCUGGACGCCUCACCUCUAUCCUCCGUCAACGCUCCGAGCGCCACUAGGCCCGGGCCAUCUGGCAGGACGGCACGUGACUCUCGACUCACCAGCCGCGACUUUACAGUGUCCACCUCCAUCAACACGACAGCACCCAGCACCCCUUUCCUCGCAAAGGCCGACAAGGAGGGUUCUGGAAAGCCGAAUGCGCAUCUGCACGUCGGCGCUGCGGAAAGUGGCGCCACGCACACACUCUACAAUGAUGUGAACGGGGAGGCCAAUCCGGCGAAUGCCAGCAAAGACCACGCGCAGCGCUGGUUGCCGCCCACCUCGACGUCUCAGCGCCCUACCUUUUAUGUCUACUACGCACCGCUUGGGGACGAGAACAAGUGUGUCGACCAGGCGCGCAAGUGGCUGCUGAAGGAGCAGCACGCGUACCGCCUGUGGCUCGACAAACUCCUUCGCAUUAUCGUCGAUCUGGAGCGGAAACGCGAGCAAGAGUGGAUACGGAGGGAUAAUAACUCCGUUCAGUCGCCGCAUCGGUCGCUCGGUGCUCGGCGUGUGCUGCCGCCUAUACUCGGGGAGCUUGUCCGGUGGCGCACCGACGAUGGCGGCAGCGGCGCCGUGAUGGACGUGAUGGCGCCGUCGCCCAUCACUGCCGCUGCCUUUCAGUACUACUACGGUAACCUCCCGCUCCAGAAAAUCGUCCAUCGGUCCCUCUCACAGCUAAGCGUUCGCGGUAGCAAAACCCGUUACCCAUGGAUGGGCGGCGGCAGCAGCAGCAGCAACGCUGGCGGUGGUCAGGACAAGGAGGCUGUUUUCGUGCUUCCGCCGUCCUUCGCCUCGACGCGGCACAACCGUGUCAGCGUGAAGGCGCGCAAAAUGUUCAAGGAGGAGCGUCACGGUGCCGGGACGGUGGUACUGCCGCUUCAGGUAAAACCCCAGUCCGCAACGCAGCCGUCGCCGAAGCCUGUCGUUGGCAACGCCGGUCCCGUCAGUGCGGCCACCGCCGCCCAGCCGUCCCCCUCGUCAUCGCAGACGUCCGAAGAAACGCACAACCUUUCACGCAAGUCGUCUGAGCCGCCGUACAGCAGAGUCUGGACGACGAUGUCGUCGCCGUGGCAGCUGCGCUCCUACCAGGCCACCUCACCGCUGCAUUACACAGUGGAGAACUCCUCCGAGCUGGGGGAGUACCGUGGCAGCAACACGCCCAUGAGUGAGAGCCCACGCAACGAAACGGGCUACGAGCGCCUUCGCUUCAAAUCCGGAUGUGGCCUGGCGCUCCUAGAGGACUCGGCUGCAACUCUGCCAACGUUUUCGCACAACUCUCUCGCAGAUGGGAUGUCCGCGCCUCCAUCGAAGACCGACAACACAGGGACUCUGGUGGACUCGAAGCAGAGCUUUCUCAGCCCUAGCAGCUCCAAGGUGAAUCGCACAGAAACACUUGACCCAGUCGCGGCGGAGAUGGCGGCCAUGGGCCUUCCUACCUCCCGCUGGUCGCCGCUUAGCGGCAACUACACCCAGAUGCAGCGCGGGUUCUCCGACUCGCCGCUGCAGCAGCCGCUGCGGCUGCCGUCCUCCCCCUCCACCAGGGACAUGGCCUCCCCGGAUAUCCGCAUCCCAACCAACAGCAGCACUGGACUGAGUGGUGUCCGUGCUGCCUCGCAGGGCGCAUCGCCGCUGAGCUACAACAAGCCGUCACCCCCCUCUAGUGGGGCUCCGGGCAACGCCCGCAGCGCCGACGACUCCGCGGCUACCAUGAGUGCUCCGACUGCCGCGGGACCCCCUGGGACCACCACCACCGGCAGCAGCAGCAACAACAACAGCAACAAUGGCGUCCUAAAGAAGUUCUCACUGGCGGAUUUUCAAGGGGCGAUCACAGACGGCGCUCGUUUGCCCGCCAGCACGGCAGGCAGUUUAGCAGCUCAGCUAUUUCAAUCUAUCUGCGGCUACGGCGGCAGUGCCAAGUCGGACGCCGAUGAGGAAGGCAACGCGGCGCCUCACAUGCGCGACAUCUCCUCUGCGCCACCGCAGACGCUGGCGUAUCGCCGUCGCAACGCCGUCGUUUCGAACAGCAGCGGCUUCUCCGGGAGCAUGUUCGGCAGCAGCUUCUCGAUGCGUUCCCAGGAGAGACUGAGCCGAAUAGCUGAUCAGUCAAUGGCGACAGGAAGUCAGGUGAAGGUUGCAGUGCAGCAGUUGACGGCGACGGCGUCCGACCUUGUGCAGCAGCACGGCCCGCCUGCCAUGAGCGGGCUCAUGAGCCUUCUGAGCUUCCUAAAGGACACUGUCUUCACCCCUGAGAACGUGGACAUGAUCCAAAUGGUGGUGACGCCGAUGGUGAUGGCCUGCUCCGUGCUUGUGGUUGUCUACCUCAUCUUCAGCGGCGAGGGCAGCGGCGGCGAUGUCUUCUCGCUGAUAGACAGCAGGGGCCUGUGA
This is a messenger RNA of Leishmania mexicana MHOM/GT/2001/U1103, 3756 nucleotides long. RefSeq lists its product as hypothetical. NCBI's taxonomy places the organism in Eukaryota, Euglenozoa, Kinetoplastea, Trypanosomatida, Trypanosomatidae. The coding region runs from base 1 to 3756 and encodes 1251 amino acids. The record is from RefSeq and is a predicted model, not a curated record. The transcript has a single exon.